Molecule: messenger RNA, 2876 nt
Organism: Chara braunii
Lineage: Eukaryota; Viridiplantae; Streptophyta; Charophyceae; Charales; Characeae
Source: the annotation of a GenBank genome assembly
GCGGCCCGGUGGCAGCGGCCCGGGCUUCGUUCCAUAUUGCAACAUUAACGUGGACAAUGAUUGUGGACGUGAAAUCGGUCAGGGGGCGACACGUGGCCGCCCGGUGAAGCAGACAAUAGAUCCCGGGGAUCAUCAGUCCCGGCGAAAUCAGAAUGACGACUACGCGCGUUCCGCUCAGCAGGCUUGCUCCUCUGUCGUCGCGACACGUGGCGGGCAUGCCGUGACAGCCGGGAGGGUCUGGCGUUGGCCUGCGCCAUAUCUGCUCUCACAGCCAGUCUGGCUCGACUUCCCCAAAGCUGGCACCGUCCUCGGCAGCCGUAGCUGAUGAAACCUCAGCAGCUGAUGUCGGAGUCGGUGAUAGCCCGCCACGUGUCAGCGAAAAAAUGCUGGACCUUACCGUAGGGUUGACUUCUGGAUUCGCCUUAUCCACAAGUUGUUGGGUGCCACGUGUCUUUUGACGCCAAACCUGACAAGCUACGGUUUACUACGGGUGGCCGAGCCCGUCUGGCAAAUCAAAUCUUGGAAGUUGAGAGAGAUGGGGGGUGCAUGUCAGAUGACCGUCCUUCAAUUUGCUGUGCAGACGACAGUCGGUGCGGCACGUCACGGCUUGUUAUCUCUUCCCCAGAGAGGGGUGGAGAUUGCGACACCUGCUGUGGUUCUCUACACGCGCCGCGGCCUUCCCGUUCAUCUGACCGCCGACCUGCUUAGGACCCUCGGUCCCGAUGCCCGGUCAUUACAAGUCAAUCCCGUGCAUUUCCUGGAGAGCCCCGGCCCUGAUAUUGUACAAGUUGCUGGCUCCAUUCAUGAUCUCCUGAGCUUUCACGACUAUGCCUUGUUCGCGCUCACAUCCGAUCCGCUAGAGUUCGAGGCCGGUGGCACGACCACAAAGACCAGCGCAUCUUUUGAAACCCCCGCCGGCCGCCGUUCUGUCACCAUUUCUCAGUACAUGGAAGUAAUUAACGCGAUGAAGCCUGACGUGGCAGCCAGCUUGACAGAUGAGAUCUUGGCCACGUCCUCAGCGAAGCGGACCAUCAAGUCGGUCGAUCGAUCCCUCCGUUGGCUCGACUCUUGCCUAGACCUCCGUGCUACUGGUAGCCUGGAUCUUCCCAUCUUUGGCUCCAUUCAGGGUGGGGGUAUGAUUGCAGAACGUGAACGGUCUGCUUGCGAAACUGCUAAACGGGAGGUAGCAGGGUUUCAUCUUGGAGGGUUCGGACGAGGAGAGACUUAUGAGGAACGCAGUUUGCUAUUGCAGGCUGCAAUCAACCACCUUCCCCCUGAGAAACCCCGGCAUAUCAGCGGUCUGGGCGUUCCGGAAGAUGUACUCCAAGGGAUCUCAGCAGGCGUUGACUUGUUUGAUGGCUCCUAUGCGCACAGAUUGACGAUGGGCGGUUUUGCGAUGGUGUUUCCUCCAGAUGAAGAGGAGGAUGACGUGGCAUUUCGUAAUGGUGUCCAUGUGGCGUUGGGAUCUGCAGUAGCUGCUCAGAAUGGUCAGGCCAAGGGGAACGGCGUCAUCGGUGGCAUGGCGAAUGGAGGAGGAGGAGGAGGGAGGAAUGAGAGUGCUCAGCGGUAUGCUGCCGAAGUUGGGGAGGCUGAUGCUGAUGGUGCAACUCUUGUAGAGCUCAAGAGUCAUCGUGGGAGAGAACGGGGACGAGAUGGGAAGAAGGACAAGGUGGGAAAAGGAGAAUUGCCAGAGGAGCAUGGUGGUGUUGUUAGUGGUGCUAUCAAUUUACGAUCGACUGCGUAUCGCCUCGAUGGACGUCCUAUCCUCGCGGGGUGCGAAUGUUUCAGCUGCCGCAACCAUUCUCGUGCCUACAUUCACCAUUUGCUAAACACAAGUGAAAUGCUGGCACAAGUCCUCCUUGACAUUCACAAUAUUCAUCACUACCUGCGGUUUUUCCGAGCAACGAGAAGAGCUAUCUCUGAAAUGCGCUUCUCAGAGUAUUGCAAUUGGUUUCUGAAACGCCGUCUCGAUUGUUCAAAUGGCCGUCCUGCUUCGCAAAAGAGAUUUGUAAUGGAAGAAUGCCAUUCCAGGCAAAAAUAUUCUGAAAAGGCAUCCUUGUUGCCCUUGUCUGUAGGGACAUUUUGACCGUGAAUGAUGGGCAACAGAGUAGGAGUUGCUACAGUUUUGGAUAAAUAAGUGGACGAGUGGACAGGAUAGGUAUAGAGAGACAAUAGACACUAGGUGAGUAAUUGAUAGCUGAGUGCGUAGAUAAAUAGGUAUAGACUUGCAAAUAUUUAUAUAUAGGUAAUCAUAGGUAGGUAGGUAGGGAGGUAGGUGAUCAUACGGAGGUACAGGAAACGUCCUGUAAUUGUUCACUUAUUUUCCCAGUGGUGUUCCUUUGCGGCAUCUAUGUUAAUUUUCAGAUCUUGAGAGUUCCUUUCUUAGUCAUCAUGAUUUUUCACACCACAGCCUCACCUGGUUGGGGCUUGCAGAAGCAUUAUCAACGUCAGCAUUGCUAAUCCUUGUGUCAUUGAUGUACGUACACACAAGCCACGCACACACAGACAGACGUAUCUUUGUACAUACAUAUACACAUACUGUAUGCAUGUAUGCAUGCAUGCAUGCAUACAUGUACAUGCAUACGUACAUACGCAUGUGCAUAUGUACGUACAUACUUUCUUUGCACUUUGCAUGUAACGUGCAUACGUAGAUACGUACGUACGUACUACACUUGCUAUACUUACAAACAUACAUACACUACAUACAUACAUGCAUGCGCGUAUCUAUGUAUGUAUGUAGAUACAUACAAUGUUUACAAACGUACCUAUGUACGUUUAUACCAACAUACAUCCAUACAUACACGCACACAAGGGGGAUCAUAAUGUGUGCAAACAUCAGCGAGCAUGAUGCUGCCAACCUUUGGCCAUACCCAGAC